AGGGUUUGCGAUCGGUGGGGAACCGCCAACCCUCCCGCGGAUACGCAAAAAAGGAAAAGUAGACUUGAACGGUCAGUAUGACGAGAAACCUUCCUUCAAGAACGUACGACCAGCUAUAGGUAGUACGCGUCUGUCCGUCAACUGAGUGGUGCGUGUGAGUGGGCCGUUACGGAUUACCACCGUCAUCUUAUACCGAGUGCCUGGUGGGUUCUAUAGAGUGGAUUUAUAUCGGAAAAAUGUGGAUUUGAUCGGUCGACAUCGUAUAAACCGAUACGAGAUUUUAGCUUCAAUUUCCGUUCGUUUCGCUAUUUCGAAUAGCCGAGUGAAAACCACGUAAUGGGGGAACGGGUGGAAUCGACAAUGCCUGGUCCGGACUUGGUUGGGGUAAACGUGGAAAGGCCAUCCCUUAUGAAUCAGCAAUCCGCGUUAUGGAACAAAAGGCAACAGGCCGUUUGUGUACGGCACGCUUUCAAGCACUACGGGUCCAAAAAGAACCCCAAUCACGUACUCAGCGAUUUAAAUAUGACAGUGGGCAAAGGUACCAUAUAUGGCUUGUUGGGUGCUUCGGGCUGCGGCAAAACAACACUCCUGUCUUGCAUAGUCGGAAGAAGGAGGUUAAACACGGGUGAAAUAUGGGUAUUGGGUGGCAAACCAGGCACAAGGGGAUCUGGGGUACCAGGCAAACGGGUUGGAUACAUGCCCCAAGAAAUAGCUCUAUACGGCGAAUUCACGAUCAAAGAAACUAUGCUCUACUUCGGGUGGAUUUUCGGCAUGAAAACCAACGAAAUCAAAGAACGACUUCAGUUUCUAUUAAACUUUCUUGAUCUACCUAGUCAGAAUCGCUUAGUAAAAAAUUUAAGCGGUGGCCAGCAGAGAAGGGUAUCCUUUGCGGUGGCUUUGAUGCACGAUCCCGAGCUGCUCAUCCUCGACGAGCCCACUGUCGGUGUUGAUCCUUUGUUAAGGCAAAGCAUUUGGAAUCACCUGGUGCAAAUUACGAAAGAUGGAAACAAAACGGUGAUCAUUACUACGCAUUAUAUCGAAGAAGCUAGACAGGCACAUACAAUUGGCUUGAUGAGAAGUGGUAAACUGUUGGCGGAGGAAGCGCCCAGUGCGCUGCUAUCGAUGUACUGCUGUACGUCUCUAGAGGAAGUGUUCUUGAAACUGUCCAGAAAACAGGGUCAAAUAGGGGGUGGAGGUGGCGGCGGCGGCGGCGGCGUUGGUCAAACGGACAUGAAUAUCAGCAACAAUAUAAGCUUGGCAACGUUGAACUGGGGCAAAAAAGAUUCAAUUUCAGUCACUGAAGAGAGUGGAGUGGUCGGGUUGAAUUUCCAUCAGAGCAAAGAAGUGCUGGUGCACGAUUCUAACGGGCAUCUUGAUUUCUCAAGCAAAACAGCGUCCGCCAAAAACGGCAUCCAAGAGGCGUGCGCAGAUUGCGGCAACUGUUCGGAAUGGACGACGACCGGGAAAAUUAGGGCGCUUCUCCAAAAAAAUUUUCUUCGAAUGUGGAGGAACGUGGGAGUGAUGCUUUUCAUAUUCGCCUUGCCAGUCAUGCAAGUUAUUCUGUUUUGUUUGGCCAUCGGCGGUGACCCAAAGGGAUUAAAAUUGGCUAUAGUUAACCACGAAGUUGGCUACGAAAAUAUGACGUAUCAAGAUUGUCCGUACGAACAGGGCUGUAAAUUUUCGAAUUUAAGUUGCCGCUAUUUAAACACUGUGAAUACUAGUACUAUAACGAAAGUGUAUUAUCCGGAUCCGGAAUCGGCAAGAUUGGCGGUGAGCAAGGGCGACGCGUGGGGUGCGAUGUACUUCACAGAGAACUUCACGGAUGCAUUGGUCGCUAGAAUGGCGUUGGGGAAGGACAGCGAUGAGGAAACGUUGGACCAGAGCGAGAUAAGGGUGUGGCUAGACAUGUCAAAUCAACAAAUCGGCAUAAUAUUGCAACGAGAUCUCCAGUUGACGUUUCAGAACUUCACUAAGGACAUAUUUAGGGACUGCGAUCAAAACGAAGCUCUCGCAGACAUACCGAUAUCGUUCAAAGCUCCAAUAUAUGGAUCGAAUCAGCCUUCCUUUACCGACUUUGUCGCUCCCGGUGUUAUUUUAACGAUUGUAUUCUUUUUGGCGGUGGCUUUGACAUCUUCGGCACUGAUCAUAGAAAGGAUGGAAGGUCUCCUAGAUCGGUCCUGGGUGGCAGGUGUUACUCCCGGAGAAAUUUUGUUUUCUCACGUUGUUACCCAAUUCGUUGUUAUGUGUGGACAAACCACUCUGGUGCUUAUAUUCAUGAUUUUGGUAUUUGAAGUCGAAUGCAGGGGAGAUAUCAUUAUCGUCGUGUUCCUAACCAUUCUGCAAGGUCUGUGCGGCAUGUGCUUCGGAUUCGUCAUAUCAGCAAUUUGCGAACUAGAAAGAAAUGCAAUCCAACUGGCACUGGGUAGUUUUUAUCCGACACUACUUUUGAGCGGUGUUAUUUGGCCCAUUGAGGGAAUGCCGACCAUUUUGAGGUACAUUUCGACAUUUUUACCUCUAACAUUAGCUACGACGUCGCUUAGAGCUAUGAUGACAAGAGGAUGGAGUCUCGUCGAACCAGACGUGUACUACGGUUUUAUAGCCACGAUGGUGUGGAUAGUACUGUUCCUUUCGAUCAGUUUAGCUGUGUUGAAAUUUAAGAGAGGUUGAGACUCCUCGAUGCUGUAGUUUUAAAUUUUUUGUACAUUCCGAUUUUCCCGAAUAUGUGUUAAAAUUCUUUGAAAAUUUCUGGUACUGUAAAACAAUAGGUAAAAAGAAUCAUCAUGUGGUUGUGUAGUAAGUUAUUAUUUAUGAGUCCCUUGCCUUUUUACAUAUAGGACGCUGUGUAAGUGAAACUUAAUCUAAAACCCUUCAUCGCUAUUUUUCUCAUUUUUCUUGAUGAAAUUUUUCGUCAUUACCUUUCUCACCUUAAUUAUAUAUUAGAUGUAAUGAUUUUAAGGAGGAUUAAAUCGUUGCCAAAACCAUUAUACAAUUACAAAAAAUCAAUAGCCGUUCAUUUUAGCAAAGCUUGUAGUUUUUACUGCUUAAUGUUAAUAAGCUUUCGAGAAAAACAUAUACAUAUAUUAUAUCUUUUCCUUUAAUACUAAAGCAUUGAAUAAGUAUGAGGAGAGACAGGAAGACAGGCAUAGAGUGUUAUGAAUCGGAUAAGUUUUCAGCAGGUGGAAGAUACCCAGAAAAAAAAUGUAAAAUAUAUUCGUAAGACAAUGUGCUCAAAUGUUAAUUUUAUACUGUUAUUAGUUGUGGUUUGUGAUGUACGUUUGUUAUGAAUAAAAAUAUAAGUACAGUUGUU
This is a messenger RNA of Cylas formicarius (sweet potato weevil), 3307 nucleotides long. Its product is annotated as ABC transporter G family member 20-like. Lineage: Eukaryota; Metazoa; Arthropoda; Insecta; Coleoptera; Brentidae. The record is from RefSeq and is a predicted model, not a curated record. The coding region runs from base 337 to 2667 and encodes 776 amino acids. Gene Ontology annotation, molecular function: ABC-type transporter activity; ATP hydrolysis activity; ATP binding. The transcript is spliced from 10 exons. Gene Ontology annotation, cellular component: ATP-binding cassette (ABC) transporter complex; membrane. Gene Ontology annotation, biological process: transmembrane transport.